Molecule: messenger RNA, 1329 nt
Organism: Fusarium coffeatum
Lineage: Eukaryota; Fungi; Ascomycota; Sordariomycetes; Hypocreales; Nectriaceae
Exons: 2
Coding region: 1-1329 (442 amino acids)
Molecular function (GO): FAD binding
Source: RefSeq, a predicted model, not a curated record
AUGCCUAGCAAAGGCUUCAAGGCAAUCGUCGUCGGAGGCGGCCCGGUCGGCCUCACAGCCGCCCACGCCCUUUCACGCGCCAACAUCGACUUCGUCCUCCUCGAACGCCGCUCAAGCCCCGUCAUCGACGCCGGUUCGAAUCUCGUGCUGAAUCCUAUGGGGCUUCGUGCACUUGACCAACUCGGUCUCGGAUCUUCUCUCGAGGAAGUUAGUUCUACACUCGGUCUUGUCAACAGACAGGAUCAUCAAGGCCGCGAUAUUGGUAAUGCGUACUGGUUUAUCCUCUUUAACAAACUUUUGGGGACGUAUCCUCGUGUCGUUAGUCGUCAGGAUCUGACAAAGGUUCUUUACGAGUCACUGCCUUCUUCGACCAAGGCAAACAUCUUGACCGACAAGAAAGUCUCCGAUAUUGUUCCUACCGAAACAGGCGUCCAAGUCUCUUGUAACGAUGGAACAUCCUACGAAGGUUCCAUCGUCAUCGGCACAGACGGCGCACACAGUUAUGUCCGUGAAAAGAUGCGCGAACUCGCUCUCAAAGACGAUCCCGAACACGCCAACGAAGAAAAGCCCUUCUUGACCACGUUCCGAGCCCUCUGGCUACGUAUGCCCACCAAGUUUGCCCAGAUUGAAGAGGGCGUUACCUGCGAGACUCAUGGCCCUGGUGCUGCGACACAGCUCUUCUCUGGAGAGGAAUCAACUGUCAUGGGUCUUUACGAGAAGCUGGAGACACCUACACGAGAUCGUGUUCGACACACCGAAGCUGAUCAAGUUGCGCUCGUUGAGCGAUGGGGUCACAUCCCUCUUGCACCCGGCGGCAAACUCACCCUCAAAGAUGCCUUCAAGGAACGCACCCAAUCUGGUCUCGUCAGUCUCGAAGAAGGCGUCGUAAAGAACUGGAGCUGGGGAGGCCGCGUAGUUCUCGCAGGCGACUCAGCGCAUAAGUUCACACCAAGUCUCGGCGCAGGCUGCAACAACGGAAUUAUCGACGUGGUAGCUCUCGUCAACCAACUCUACGGUCUUCGCCAACAAACACCAUCGCCCACACACGCUCAACUCGCCGCUGCUUUCAAGACAUACCAAGAUUCGCGCAUGGCACCUGUCAUGGAAGCUUGCCGGACUUCAGGCAACGCUACUGCUAAUGCGACGUGGCAGUCUGGCGUUUUCAAGUUUAUCGACAAGUAUGUCAUGGGAAUUGAAAAGGUGCAGAAUUAUCUGGUUGGAAUGGGUGCACCCAAGAUGGCUCAGGCGCCUAGAUUGACUUGUAUUGACGGGCCGGAGAGGAUUGCUGGGACGGUUCCUUGGGCUCCUACUGAGACCAAGGUCUACUGA